Molecule: messenger RNA, 3074 nt
Organism: Rhododendron vialii
Lineage: Eukaryota; Viridiplantae; Streptophyta; Magnoliopsida; Ericales; Ericaceae
Exons: 9
Coding region: 127-1407 (426 amino acids)
Biological process (GO): cytoplasmic translational initiation
Cellular component (GO): eukaryotic translation initiation factor 3 complex; cytoplasm
Molecular function (GO): translation initiation factor activity
Source: RefSeq, a predicted model, not a curated record
AAAUCCAGACCCCCGUAGUCUAUCCCCAUUCACGACAUCUCCGAGUUUCUCUCUCUCUACUCUCUCUCUACUGCGCAGCUAGGGUUUCACAUUCGCCGGUGCGGAGAGAGCAUCCAACUCCAAAAAAUGACGACCGUCGUGCCAACAUCUGAAGAAGAUCCGGCCCUCUCCGUCGUUCGCUUCACCUCCGAGGUUUCCUGGGCCGAUGCUGGUCCAGAGGUUGUAGAGUCACAAGUGAAAAGACUAUGCAUUGAGGCACAAGAAUGCAUAGUGAUGGGCAGAUGGUUGGAGUUGGCUUCACUUAUGCUAACUUCCGCUGACGUGAUAUUUUCAAAAGUUUCUGAUAAAGAUCUUGAGUGCAUCUUCACUGUAAUUUGCAAUCUUGUAAGAAAGCCUGAAAGUUUGGAUGAGUCAUUAGAGAUGGCACAGCUUAUAUCCACGAAAAUCACCCAACAACCAAAUGAGAAGCCUGCAUUGCGAUUGAAGAUCAUGUUCAAUCUGUAUAACCUAUUGGAGAAUCCGUACAGCCGGUUCUUUGUUUACAUGAAAGCACUUGAUCUGGCACUGGCAGCUAACGGGAAGAUCACUGAACACAUUAUUCCUUCUUUUAAAAAGAUGGAUAAUUUAUUGGGAGAAUGGAACAUCGGGAUCCAGGAUCAAAGGAAAUUAUUUCUCACAGUCUCUAAUAUUUUGAAAGAAAGUAAAAGCUCCGGGAAGGAUUCUUUCAAAUUCUUGACGAAGUAUCUCGCAACUUUUUCUGGUGAAGAUGCGCAUACCAUUGGUGAAGCUAAGGAGGAAGCUGUGCGCAGUAUUGUUGAGUUUGUGAAGGCAUCUGACAUGUUUCAGUGCGAUUUGCUUGAUAUGCCCGCUGUCGCACAAUUGGAGAAAGAUGCGAAAUACGCAUUGGUGUAUCAGCUUCUGAAGAUCUUUUUGACACAGAGGCUGGAUGCAUACUUGGAUUUUCAUGGAGCAAAUUCCACUUUGCUGAAAAGCCAUGGUCUUGUCCAUGAAGACUGUAUAGCAAAGAUGAGGUUGAUGUCAUUGGUAGAUCUUGCCUCUGUUGAAACUGGCCAAAUUUCCUAUGCACUAAUCAAGGACACUCUCCGGAUCAAUGAUGAUGAGGUGGAAAUGUGGGUUGUUAAGGCAAUCACGGCUAAGUUAAUUGAUUGUAAGAUGGAUCAGAUGAAUCAAGUUGUAAUUGUAAGCCGCUGCACUGAGCGUGUGUUUGGAAAUCGUCAAUGGCAAUCUCUUCGAACAAAGCUUGCAACAUGGAGGGUAAAGUGCUCCUUCCUUUUUCUUUCCCCUUCUGAACCUCUAUUUCUGGCUUUUUAUACUGUACUAUGCAUCACGUGGAUCAUGGAUUUGGUAGUCAAAGAACAGGCGUUUGCUUUUGUAAUAGGUAGGUAGUGGACUGGUGGUAAUGUUUUGAGGUUGUGCUGUUUGCCCGGUUUAGUCUGGCCUGCUGGGGGAUAGUGUACUAGAAUCAGAGAUUCAGAAGUAACACUCUUUUGGCAAGAUCAGCUAAGAAUCAUGGCUAUAGUGGUGUGGCCUGAUAAUGCAAAGCUACAAAAGUAUCAUAUUCUUGUUGGGUGGCUAAAUCCCCAUGGACUAAUUGUGCAAGUCCCUUAGUGAAAGAGCUCUUGAUCAGUUAGUGGGAAAAAGAUGAAUGGAAACAUAAUUCGAAAAGGCAAUCCUGAUACUCAGACUAAAAUGAAAAGAAGAAAGAAACCUCUAGAGUAGGUCCAUGCACCAAAUCUGCAUUUGGUUCUCCAUAUGGGCAGCCAGCUUUGUGUUGUAUCCGCUAUGAGGCUGUAGAUGUCACCAUAAGAGGUUUUAUAUUUUCUUUUGCUGCCCUCAAUUAUAUGUGAGAGAAGCUCUAUGACUGCUGUCGAUAGGAACGCAUGAUCAAAUGAACGUUCCUGCAAUUUGAAGUAGAGAAAAGAAAGAGUAAGGUUUCUUCUGCCGCUGAUGCUGGAGGAAAAUGCUUGAGUCUCUCUCUCUCUCUCUCUGAAUUUUGUUCUCGCCCUUCUUUGGAUCUAGUUAGAUAAGAGUUUGGGAUUAGGAAAGUGAUUUUUCAGUUAUGAUAUUCUGACAAUCAGUACAAUUAUCUUCAUGCUUGUCAAAUUCAAAUUGGAUAAUUUAGUUUUGCUUCUUAGCGAUCUAAAUAUCUGUUUUGUCAUUCGCAAAGUUGAAGUCGAGAGCAAUUAUUCUUUGUAGACUUUGGAACUAAUUGAUUUAACUUGGUGAUUCUGGGGUUUCUUGUGUUUCAAAGUUGGGAAACUGGAGUUCUAUGUGCCUUGCUUGCGUCUCAGUCCAACCACUAGAUUAGGAUGCGAUUGAACACCUGGGAAUGAUUUCUGGUCUAAUACGGUGUAAGGGAAGAUUAUAUCAGGAUAUGUGACAUCUUGUCCAACGUAGAAGGUGUUCUGCUUGUUUGGUCUCACUCCGGUCUCGGUCCAUACACUAGAGGAUUAUGUGAUUUCGUAUCUGGGAAUGUGACAUCUUGUCCAACUGUGUUUACUUGUUUGGUCUCUCUCCGGUCUUGGUCCAAAUACUAAGCUACUAUGUGAUUUCAUAUCUGGGAAUGAUUUCUUAUUUUAAGUUGAUCAGUGGAAUAGAGAUCUCAGGGGGAUAUUGUGUCCAAGCAUGAUGUAUUUUGUUUGUUUGGUCAUCUUUUAUAUCAGGAAAUAACUCUUCGUGCCCGCUUUUCUCCAGGGUAACAUAGCAAAUGUCAUUACCACCAUCCAAGCUAACAAGUUAACAGAAGAUGGCACACAAGCAAUGCAAGGCUUGGCAAUACGUUGAGAGUUCUCCUUCGGCAACAAGUUCAAAAGCCACAUCCUCCUGUUUUGAGAAAGGUCGGUCAGACUUGUGGCAGGCGCGAACUAUAUUUGUUUUUAGUUUCAGUUAUGCUUUUGGUCUAGUUAGAACCAAUUUUAUGUAUCAUGGAAAUUUUGACAGUGACAAAUCGUUGGAGCUAAUAUUUGUCUCUGUUUAUUUUUUGUUCCUGUUCCUCCAAAUUUUUUAACGCAUCUUUGAAAGCAAAUCCAUGUUGGCAUUAAGGCUUUUAAGCA